CUUCAUCGUCGUUGGCGGAAUGUCUCCUUGGGCCGUUUCUUUCACGGUUCUCGUUCAACCUCGCCCUCGUCACGUCGCGUUCGCCUGCAUAGCGACUGCCCCUACCCACACCCCUCUCCAUGGCCAGCACGUCCUAGACACGCGGGAAAUCGGCACGACUCACGACAUUGCCAUUCACACCUCUCGUGGUUGCGCCUCUAGUGCUCUGUAACCAACAACAUGUCGUCUACCGCUGGAGCAGCGCAGAAGAACUCGAACCAGAGCAUAGCCAACUUUGCCGCCUCGCUGUCGACGGCUGCCAUCAUCUUUGGCGUGCAGAUCAGCUUCUUCCUGGUCUUCAGCGGCAACUGGAAGGUCCGCAGGUCGAGCAAAGGUCUCGCCGACGACAAGCAGGCGGCGCGGCAGAGUCUCUUCCACAAGAUCUACUACUACAAAACAGCCUUUGUGCCCGAGAAGAAGCGCAUCGCUGCCCCCGUCACCGCCAUCGAGUCGUUCAAGAAUGUCUUCACCAUCAGCGACCGUGAGCUCGUCCGCGUGGCCGGCGUCGACGGCUACCUCUUCCUGCAGUACCUGCAACUCCUGCUUCGUAUCUUCAUACCCAUGGCCCUUGUUAUCCUACCCAUCCUCCUGCCGCUCAACCGCCACGGUGAUGUGCCGGGUGUGUCGGGCUUGGACUCGUUUGCAUGGCCCAACGUUGCCACGCCUGAAAAGAUCAAUCGUCUAUGGGGACACUGUAUCGUUGCCGUUGGUGUUAUAUGCUGGGUGUGCUUCAACUUCUACUUGGCCCUCAGGAAGUUUGUUCGCCUGAGGCAGACCAUUCUCACCAUGCCAGAGCAUCGCAUUCGAGCUUCCGCAACCACCAUUCUCGUGCAAAGCAUACCUGAAAAGUGGCUUACUGUCGCAGCCCUGGACGCGCUUUACGAUGUUUUCCCCGGCGGUAUUAAGGAUAUCUGGAUCAACCGCAACUACGACGACCUGCAGGAAAAGGUCGACAAGAGGACCAAGAUCGCCCGCGCACUGGAAGCUGCCGAGACUAACCUCAUCAUCCAAUGUACAAAAGCACACAAGAAGAUGCAAGAGAAGGAAGCCAAGGAGGCAGGCAAGAAGCAGAAGACAAGAAAAGAGAAGAAAGACGACCAAGCGCUGCAAAACCAUAAUAUUGCGCAUGACACGCACGAUCAGGGCACAGAUGCCGGUAAUCCACACGAAAUUGAGCAACAACUCCGAGAGGUGCUUGUGGAAAACCACUCAUCAUCCUCGUCCUCGUCGUCUUCUCGCUCCUCCUCAACUCAUCGAAAACGUAAUCUUUUUCCCAUCCCACUCGUUGGGCAGGGUCUCUAUGCAAUCAACGACGGAUUCCGUGACGUUGGACAGGGUGUUGAUCGUUUUGGAAAGAAGAUGGUUGGCGGCUUCAAAGGUGCGUUUGGUGGAAAGCACGAUCACCACACUAAGAAUGAACUUGUGCAACCAAACCUCGAUGGUAGCCCUGAGCUCUCUGGCAUGUCGCCAACGUCUGCGGACUACCAGCAAAGAGGCGCGAGUUCUGACACCCGUUCUCCAUUGAGAGAGCCAGAGAGCAACAAUCCCUAUUCUGAUGGCACUCUAACCCAGACCAACUCCCCCAAGAAGGACGAGAAGAAGCACAAAGCCACUAGCACCGCACUUCGACCAUUCGUAGCUUUGAAGAACGCUUAUGUUGGACACGGCAACUUUGCAGAGCCGCAGCCGUUUCGCAAAGAAGGCGAAGAGCCUCUUCUGGAGAUCAAGGACCCUGAGAACAUCAAGUAUGAUCUCGCUGGAUUGUACAACGACGCCUUUGCUGAGGAUGCUGAAGAUGCACUGUGGAAGCAGUACAUCAAGCCCAAUGACCGUGAUACAAUGCGUCUCCCUUGGUUCAAGUGGUCCUGGUGGCCGGCGAUUCCGCUGACCGGCAAGAAAGUGGAUACGAUCUACUACUGCCGCAAAGAAUUGGCUCGCCUCAAUGCCGAGAUUGCGGAUGAUCAGGCCCAUCCAGAACGAUUUCCUUUGAUGAACUCGGCUUUCAUCCAGUUCAAUCACCAGGUCGCAGCGCACAUGGCUUGUCAGUCACUCAGCUACCAUAUUCCUAGGCAGAUGGCUCCUCGUACUGUCGAAGUUAACCCGAACUACGUGAUGUGGGAAAAUUUAACCAUGAAGUGGUGGGAACGAUACCUACGUAUGUUCUUUGUCAUUGCUAUCAUUGUGGUACUCAUCAUCUUCUGGGGUAUUCCUGUCGCGUUCACUGGAACGUUGUCACAGAUUAGAACUUUGACUACCCAGGUGCAUUGGUUGGCGUUUCUGAACCGUCUUCCUACAUGGGCGAUCAGUUUCAUCCAGGGUGUGUUGCCUCCAGCCUUCUUGGCGGUUCUCUUUGCUGUACUACCCAUUGUCCUGCGCCUCUUAGCUGGAUUCACCGGUACAACAACGACCGGCGAACGCGAGCUCCUUGUUCAAAACUUCUAUUUCGCAUUCGUGUUUGUAGAACUGUUUCUGGUGGUCUCAAUAUCCACAGGUAUUACGACUGCCCUCUCAGAGUUGCUUAGCGACCCCAUCAGCAUCCCGGCUACACUUGCGAGGAACUUGCCACAGGCUUCCAAUUACUUCUUCUCCUACAUGAUUCUCCAGGCUCUCAGUAUCAGUUCGGGAACACUGUUGCAGAUCGGAGCGGUCGUCAUGAUCAUUGUAUUCCGUUUCUUUGACACGACUCCACGAGAGAAGGUUUCCAGGGUUUUGGGUCGACCGGGCAUCAACUGGGGAACCAUGAUCCCGGUGUACACUAAUUUCGGUGCAAUCGGUAUCAUCUACUCAGUCGUCUCACCCUUGAUCAUCAUCAUGAUGUUGAUCACCUUCGGUCUAUUUUGGUUUACCUAUCGUUAUCAGAUGAUCUACGUCUCUUACGCAAAGGCUGAAACAAACGGUCUGCUCUUUCCCAGAGCAGUCAACCAGCUCUUCACCGGAUUGUAUUUCCUAGAGCUUUGUCUUAUUGGUUUGUUCUUCAUAGGUGACGGAAAUAUGGCCUGCUUUCCUCAAGCGAUCAUCAUGAUCAUCAUGGCGGGGUUUACUGUCAUAUAUCAGUUUGUUCUGAACAGUGCCUUUGGACCCCUUUUCACUUACCUCCCCAUCACAUUCGAAGAUGAGGCAGUAGCCCGAGAUGAGGAGUUCCAACGUGCGCAGGCUUCUCGCUGGACAAAGGACGAUGAUGAAAUUCAGCCUCUCAACGCUGAAGACAAGGCCAACAAGACAGCAGAGGAGCGCGAACUCGCGCAUAUGGAGGAGUUGAACAAGCAGGAAGCUUCGCACGCCGAAGGAGCCUACGAGAUGAGCAACAUGGACAAGAAGAAUCUAGCCACCAAUGAACUCCCACCCAAGCCGGAGUAUUCCCGUCGCAAAUCUUCUUGGUCGAACAGGUCUGGUAUGCGAUCGAAGUCCCGCGGCACACCUAAGAAGCACAAACACAAAGACCCCUUCGAUGCAAUUGCCACUACUUUCAAACAAGGUCUAGACGACGUUGCACGUCCCGUACGCGAUAUCGAAGCCCAAGUCCUCCCCACCUCCAACCUUUUCGACAACAUCGACGAUGAACUCGAAGAUAUCGAGCCCGAAGCCCGCCAGAAGCUCAUCAAGCGCAGCUUUCAGCACCCGGCGGUCCGGACUAUUCAGCCUGCUGUAUGGGUACCAUGGGAUGAGUUGGGCGUCGCUAAGGACGAAAUCCAGCGAACUUCUUCGUAUACGCGAAGGAUCUGGAUCACCAGCGUGAAUGCGCGGUUGGACGCUGUUGGCAAUGUCAUGUACAGGGGGUUGCCGCCGGAUCGGGAUCCGUUUGAGAAUAUGGAGGUGUAGAGGGUAUGAGAAGGGAG
Molecule: messenger RNA, 3875 nt
Organism: Dothidotthia symphoricarpi CBS 119687
Lineage: Eukaryota; Fungi; Ascomycota; Dothideomycetes; Pleosporales; Dothidotthiaceae
Product: DUF221-domain-containing protein
Exons: 3
Coding region: 220-3858 (1212 amino acids)
Cellular component (GO): plasma membrane
Molecular function (GO): calcium-activated cation channel activity
Source: RefSeq, a predicted model, not a curated record